This is a messenger RNA of Electrophorus electricus (electric eel), 3400 nucleotides long. RefSeq names its product catalase (gene cat). Gene Ontology annotation, biological process: response to hydrogen peroxide; hydrogen peroxide catabolic process. Gene Ontology annotation, molecular function: heme binding; catalase activity. The record is from RefSeq and is a predicted model, not a curated record. Gene Ontology annotation, cellular component: mitochondrion; cytoplasm; peroxisome. NCBI's taxonomy places the organism in Eukaryota, Metazoa, Chordata, Actinopteri, Gymnotiformes, Gymnotidae.
CGCUGCAGCUGCUUAGAGUAGUGCUGCGUCUUCUCGAGUUUGUGUUUUCUAAAGCUACGAGAAACAUGGCUGAAAGCAGAGAUAAGGCUACGGAUCAAAUGAAGCAAUGGAAAGAGAAUAGAGGACCUCAGCGUGCGGAUGUCCUGACCACAGGAGCAGGUGUCCCCAUUGGUGAUAAGCUGAACAUCCAGACAGCAGGGCCACGUGGGCCUCUUCUGGUGCAAGAUGUUGUCUUCACUGAUGAGAUGGCUCACUUUGACCGGGAACGCAUUCCCGAGAGAGUGGUGCAUGCCAAAGGAGCAGGUGCCUUUGGCUACUUUGAGGUGACCCAUGACAUCACGCGCUACUGCAAGGCCAAGGUCUUUGAGCACGUUGGCAAAACGACACCCAUCGCUGUGCGCUUCUCCAGUGUGGCUGGUGAGUCAGGCUCAGCUGAUACAGUGCGGGAUCCUCGAGGUUUUGCAGUGAAGUUCUACACUGAAGAUGGCAACUGGGAUCUGACGGGUAAUAACACGCCCAUCUUCUUCAUCAGGGAUGCACUUCUGUUCCCCUCCUUCAUCCACACUCAGAAGCGGAAUCCUCAGACUCACCUGAAGGACCCUGAUAUGGUGUGGGAUUUCUGGAGCCUGCGUCCAGAGUCGCUGCAUCAGGUGUCUUUCCUCUUUAGUGAUCGAGGCUUGCCUGAUGGAUUUCGCCAUAUCAAUGGCUAUGGAUCCCACACAUUUAAACUAAUAAAUGCCCAAGGCAACCCUGUCUACUGCAAGUUCCACUACAAGACUGAUCAGGGCAUUAAAAACCUGCCUGUGGAGGAGGCAGAACGCUUGGCCUCCACUGACCCUGAUUACGCCAUCCGUGACCUGUACAAUGCCAUCUCCAGUGGCAACUUCCCCUCCUGGACCUUCUACAUCCAGGUCAUGACCUUUGAGCAGGCAGAAAAGUACCCAUGGAACCCAUUUGAUUUGACCAAGGUGUGGCCUCAUAAGGACUUCCCCCUGAUCCCAGUGGGUCGCUUGGUGUUGAACAGAAACCCUGUGAACUACUUUGCUGAGGUGGAGCAGUUGGCCUUUGACCCCAGUAACAUGCCGCCAGGCGUCGAGCCCAGCCCUGACAAGAUGCUGCAGGGUCGUCUCUUCUCAUACCCCGACACACACCGCCAUCGGCUGGGUGCGAACUAUCUCCAGCUGCCCGUUAACUGCCCCUUCCGUGCCCGUGUGGCUAACUACCAGAGAGACGGGCCCAUGUGCAUGUCUGACAACCAGGGGGGCACACCUAAUUACUAUCCCAACAGUUUCAGCGCACCAGAGGCACAGCAGAACUUUGUGGAGUCCAAGUUCAAGGUGUCUCCUGACGUCGCCCGCUACAAUAGCUCAGAUGAUGACAACGUCACUCAGGUGCGCACCUUCUUCACUGAAGUCCUGAGUGAGGCGGAGCGUGAGCGUCUGUGUCAGAACCUGGCCGGCCAUCUGAAAGGAGCCCAGCUCUUCAUCCAGAAACGCACGGUUCAGCGACUGAUGGCAAUUCACCAGAAUUAUGGGUCUCGUGUCCAAGAGCUGCUGGACAAGUACAACGCGGAGGCCAAGAAGAAGUCAGUACACGUGUACACAAAGGGCGGAGCUUCAGCUGUCACUGCCUCCUCCAAAAUGUGAUGGACCUAUAGAUUCUCUCACUGAAUGUGAAAUGGCUAGAUACAUACUCACACCACUGAUAUGUGCUCAAACACUCAAAUACAAACACACACACACAAACAAAGAGCUCUCUCAGCUUUUCCACACUUCAGGGGCUUCAGGGUCUCGAGAGCCUUAAUGUAAAUGGAUCUAACCCAAAUCCUGCAUGUCUAUAAUUUUAUGUGGGAAUAUGAAAGACACUUGCCUGAGGUCAGCACAUCUCCCUGUAAACUGAUGUUUCUGGCACAGGUGGCUUAGUUGGUUAUCGUCUGCCACCACACUCACAUCAUUUCUCAGAAGGGGGAGAAAGAAGGAACAACCGAGCAAAUUUGUUAAAACACGUUAUUUGUUUUCUACACCUAAUGGCUGAGUUUCAGUGGCAACCUGAUGUGUCGUGUCCUGCCUGGGAUCUCUAGUUUAUGCUAACAUAGACUAGAGCUCCCAGUCCAGGAUGCAUGACAACUGUGCCCUGUCUGUUAAUACCAAUGAGGUAUCCACCUGCCUAUCCUCCACAACCUCAGUCCACAUGACACAUGGCAGUCAGGAGUCACCAUCACUUACACAUUUUCAGUGUUUCUCCUCAUAAACACAUAAAACUGAUGGAAACGCACAUGUUCUGUUUCCCACAUUUGCCCUUAAUCUGUCUCAUUACUCACUGGUGCUUCCACCUGUGUGUUUUUUAACAACUCUCUCUGUAUUAUUGUUUAGCUAAAUAUGCCGUACCCAAAAUAUUGAGACAGUUGAACUUUUUCACUUCUCAAAAUUACUUCAAAGCCAUUGGUUGAUGAAUGCCUUACUUGAAAACGAUUACUGAAUUGUGACUACAAAUAAAUGUCUGAAUACUGUUUUACUAAAAACUAAAUUACUAGAAUUUAAUGAUAGUUUAGGUAUAUUGACACUUACUAGACAUUCCCUGAUGACUUUCUUGUACUUUAACUUUUUUUUUUUUUUUUUUGGCAAAAAAUCUCCAUGUGAGUAAUUUUGGUAUCUUGAUCACAUUGUUAAACAGUAAAAAUCUAAACUUGAAUAAUGAAAUUUUCACAAACAAAGCAUGAGAGAAAUUUGCUUGUGUGACUGACAACUAAAAUGGCCUUUUUCCUACAUUUCAUAGCUAGACCUCAUAGCAUUCACUAACACUGACCGACCAACCUCCCGCCCUCUCUGGGUGAUUAACAAAACUUUGCUCAUUAGUUCUGUAACAGUUGUAUCACAAUAAUCAUUGCAAAAUUUGAAUUUGUUGUAGUAAAAAAUAAAUUUAACCGAAUGAAGCUAGCGUCUCAUGUUUUUCUCUAAAAUUCAGAUUAUUUUUCACACUCUUGGAUUGAGAUCUUCAAUCUCCCACUUGGAACUAAAGGACUAAAUAAAAUUUUGCCCCUUUGACGUAGAGAUGAACGCUGUGCCGUCUUGAGGGUUUCCGUCAAGAGCACAAACAGGAUGAGGCUGGUGGUCAUGCGUGAGCCAACCUGGGACAGUGCUUUACUCGAGCCUCUUGCAGUUGCCUGAUCUUCAUGAAGGAAAAAAUACUGAAAGUUGUUUGUGCUUUUGCUCAACAUCAGGAUUUUCUCUUCAUGUAAAGGUCUGUUAGAAGCAUUGCACUUUGCUUUUCCAUGUUGAGUUCUGUGUCCUGGUUUUGGUGUUUGCUAGAAGAGAAUAAGUUGGGAUUUUAUGUGGUCUAUGAACUCACCAUUUUUGUUCUGUAGCAAAAUGUAAUAAAUUAUAGUAAUUUUUCAUGCUUA